AUGCACUACCACCUGCCUGACGACCCCAUCCCCACUAUACCCACUAUUCGCGUCGAUGUUCUGUCCUUCUUCCAUAAAAUUCGCGGGAUCUACACCAAACACGCAGACGACAAACAAUUGGCGCAUGCUAUCCUGCUUGAGCAUCUCAAAAAGUAUGGCAACCCCUUGCACAUGCGCAUAGCGUUCUAUGUCGACGGCGUCCCUGCUUUCGAGAAGAAAGAGACUCACCGCAAGCGGAACGAGAAGCAAGUCAAGGGCCUCAAGAACGCCAAGAUCGCAAUCGAGACGCUCAGCAACCGUGUCAGUCAAGGCAAGCCGCUUACCAAGCAAAUGUUCAAGAAUGUCGAAAACAGCCUCCGCGGAGGAUUCAAGUGGUCCCUUCAUGAUCGGGAGGACUUCAUUCAGUUCUUGCUUGGUCGAGAGCUUGACGCGCAUCUGUGCUGGACCGAAGCCGACAUCGCCAUCGCUGCUGACUGUCAACCCGAAGACAUUGUUCUGUCUCAAGACUCGGACUCCUUCGCUUACGAUUCGGUCUCGACAAUCUGGUGUCCUGUGGGCAAGUGGGACGAGGUCAAGGUCCUCGAAUAUAAGAGAGCGGCGGUGCUGGCCCAGAUAGGACUCUCGACCACCAAACUCACUGCCCUAGCAUGCGUCUCGCACGUGCCGUCCCUGGCAGAGGAGUAUCUCGAGAGCCCACGCGUGAUUUGCGGCAGUCAGGAAGGCAUCGACUCUAUUCUCGUGUUUAUUACAAUGACCCAGGAGAUUGCUGUUUCAGCGGACGUAUCCUCUGUUUUGUCGCCGUCCUCACAGUCAGCGACGCCUUUGACGGUCUCCCCUGCAUCUUCCCUUUCCUACGAGCUGCUUUGUCAGCAGUACAAGGUGGUCAAGGACCGGCAUGCCAGAGUCAAGGAACAGAAGCGCCAAGAGAACUUGAGCAUCAAGAGCAACGCCAAACCCGAUCGGCAGGGCAAGCACAAGGAAUCUAGGAGGUACCGUGUGAUCGACCGGCUAGCUCACCAGCCUGGAGUCUCAAGACAGGUGCAUCGGCCACGGUACUCGUACAAGGCACGGCCAGAACCGCAGCAGCACGAGCAACCAUCCAUCUGCAAGCAAUACCAGUGGAAGCCGUACACGGCGAAGCAGGAGGCACGAUACCGGGAGUCAGUAGCCGAGUCCAAGGGGAAGGAGGCAAAGAAGAAGCGACAACGAGAGGCUCGGCGACUCCAGAAGGAAAAGGAGCUAGCCAAGAAGCCAUCAUUCAAGAUCGACAAGAUGAACAAGAUGCAGCUGAUCAAUGCCAUGGUGUUUCUAGAUAAAAGUUACAUGUCGCGACUAGACGUCCCGCACUGUACCACCAACAACAGUCAGCUCCCCUCGUCUGAGCAGCAACAGCAACAUCAGCAGCAACGGGUCGCUGCUUGUAUCCUUGAGGUUGUUGAGCAAGUUCGUGUGACGAAGAGACACGCACAGGAGUUUCUGGGCGCGUUCAUCGAGACCGUUGGUCUGACUGGGGAGGACCGAACCAUCCUAUCAUUUUUAUGUCCCGCCGUCGAAUCCAAGAUCCGUGUGGCGCUCCAACCUAACAAGGACUCUCAGGCGACCAGCAGCAGUAUCGCCAGCACUUCCACUGAGACACACAUCUACUCCUGCAAGAUCAAGUCCAAGACGGUUAUCGAGCGGCAAGUCGGCCAGCUACUUGCACGUGCUACAGCCCUGGGCAUUACAUUGCCCCCUGUUCCUCCCCGCUCCGUCUCCUACCCAACCAACGAGUUGCUCGAGUCGACCACCAAACAGUUUUAUCGCUCAGUGAAAAUGAUGUAUCGAAACGGCUCGGUCGCCCUUGAGAAGAAGAUCAACUCACAAGCGGAUGCCCAACCUGACGCGGUGCUUCUAAAGAUCGACCCCGAGCUUCCUGCCAUUGAGAACUAUCUACUUCUCAAUAAGGCCAGUGGCGGAUCGAGACGUAUUGCGCCUCUCUCACUCCUGGCGGCUCGCUAUGUUGGCUUCUCUGAGCGGCAUUUGCUCCCGCUGUUCUGGCACUGGCCGACCCUCAAGGACAAGAUCCGGCGUAUGAUGGUCGAGGAUCGUUAUUUUCAGGAUCCAGCCAUAGUUCCCGCGCAGGCUGACGCUCUAAACUGGCUGACCAAGACAACGCCUGGCCGCCUUGUCACCACUUUCUUGACGGAUGUAGGUCUCCCGCCUGACAAGCACGACAAAGGCUACCGCAAGGUGACAGCAAUUAUGGACUUGGACGGCAAGAACGGCAAGGGAGGGCUUCGAGAACACCUCGGAUGUUUGUGGGCCGAGACGUUCGACCCAAGGAGUGGCACGGCAGGGGUGCUGGCGUUUAAACUGAAGGAGCUGCAGUCUGUUCGGUACCGCCGUGUUCCCGAGAACAAGUUGCCCAAUCCUUUCGUCACCACCAUUGGCGGCACCAACAGGUACCUGACUGAGGCCCGCAAUGUCUUCUCCACAUCUGCAGCUGUGGAGAGCUUGUUGGCUGCAGAUCCAAGUCAGGUUGGGGUGUUGCCGCUCGAUUUGGGUACCUCCUGUCUCGUUGGUGCCACCGUCUCGCUCCCACCUGGCCAGACUCCUGCCAUAUUGAAGCGACCCCUCGGCGAGGAGGGCGACCAGAAGAAGAAGAAGACAAGGCGUGCCAAGCGGAAGCCCAGUGAUCGGAAGGACCAGAGGAAGAGGCAGAAGGCGCGCAAGCUGACCAAGCAGACUCAGACGACUCAGUACUUUGAUAUGGUGGUCAAGCGCAAGGCCGUGUCGCGGCCAACGGACAGCUUUGCCAAUUGGCUCGAGGAACGAAAAGAGAAUUCCAUUGGAGCAUCCACCGGCAGGACCAUCCAGGAUAUCGAGACUGACCUGCCACUGCUCAAGGGAGAAGGCGCCUCCUUUCGCAAGUACGUUGCAGCGCGUCGAGCAUCAGAAGAAGAUUUAAACAACUUUUACAAUAACACCAACUUCUGGAAGCAUGGGUGGGACGCUGAAGUUUGUCGAAAGGAGGAGUUCUACAAGGUUACCAACGGCUUGCUAAAUAUGAUUGGAGGAUCUGUCGGAAGGCCGAGGUUGCCGCAUCAACAUGUCGCGAUCGCGAUCGGUCUGGCCAAGUUUACUGCUGUGCAGGGCCCUCCAGCACUCAAUAGCACGUUCGAGGCGUUUUUCGUCAAUCUGGCACGGUCAUUGGACUACCUAGUGCUUGGGAUCAAUGAGCACUACUCGUCUAAGAAAUGCCCAGUCUGCCAUGGCUUUGUCUGCGCGACAUCGAACUGGCGCACCCUUUAUUGCAAGACGCGUAAGUGCUUCCGACAGCGGUACGUGAUGGCGUCCGCGAACAUGAACAAUGCUAUCAAGGCCCACCUGAUCCACCAGCAGCGGCCGCUGUACCUUCAACCUCAGCGUCAAGACGGAUCAUACCCAUGGAUGAAUGUCGCUGCUGAUAGCGGUAGUGGUGGUAGUGGAGGAGAAGCAGGCGGACUAUCAGCUGAUGCCAUUGACAGCAUUGGAGUUGGAGCAGGCGGCAGUGGUGGCGGAGGAGCAGCAGCAGCCAGCCCGUCGAUAGCAGCAGCGACCAAUUCAGGUGGCCUAACCAGCAAGAGACGCGCCGCUUCGAUCGUCUCGGUUGAGGUCUCCAACACCGACGUCAAUCCCACGGCUGAUGCAUCAAGUUCUUCAUCCGACCGCACAAUGAAGAAGGCAAGGAAGGAAGGAACACAGGAGUUUCACCAAGUAGCAAAAUAG
Gamsiella multidivaricata is the source of this 3747-nucleotide messenger RNA. RefSeq lists its product as uncharacterized. Lineage: Eukaryota; Fungi; Mortierellomycota; Mortierellomycetes; Mortierellales; Mortierellaceae. The record is from RefSeq and is a predicted model, not a curated record. The transcript is spliced from 8 exons. The coding region runs from base 1 to 3747 and encodes 1248 amino acids.